UGGGGAAGGCUCAGAAGGGGGUCAGACUCCAUGAAAGGGGAACUCAGGAGGGGGGUUCUGGCUUCUUUACGGGAGGGGCAGACCCCAUGAAAGGAGGAGGUGUGGCGGGAUCGGGGCCCCUGUCCAGCAGGGUCAGGCUCCCUCAGCAUGGCCCUUGUAAUGCUGCCUGUUGCAGCUGGCACACCGAGCCAACCAUCUCUCUACCCGCUGAGAGCUGCGGCCAUGUGUUGGCUGGUUACAGGCUGGGGUCAGGACUCCUGGGUUCUCUCCCUGGCUGUGCAGGGAGUCAGCCUGUUGAGCAGGUGGAGACCCAUGACUUCUGGAUUCUGUUCCCGACUCUGCCACAGCCUCCUGCUCCCCUCUGAGCUGCAGCUUCCCCAGCUCUGCAAAGGGGGCGGUCAUGCUCCCCCCACCCCCGUCCCAGGGCCACGUGAGGCUUAAGUCACUGAUGCAUGUAAAGGGCAUCAAUCUGAAAAGUGCUGGAUCUCCUCAUUGGUGGGAAGGUGCAGCCCAAGGAAAGAGCAGGUCCCUGCGAUACAAUCAACUUAUUUAUACGGCACUUUUUCUACAACAUGUGAGGCAAACUACUCGACGGGCUCCCUCAAUAACAGGGCAAGAGAACAUCAGGGAGGUAGAGGUUGGGACAGGACUUUAGGAUUAAAGCUAACUGCCACCCAAAUGCUGCAUCCUGUCGAUGCCCCUGUUACUAACGAUCCCUCGCUUUUAGAGAGCCGUUGCAUCGGUGGAUCUCACAGCGCCUUGCAGACAAGGCCAGUAUCAUCACCUGUGUUUACAGACGGGGAGAUGGAAGGGAAGGGACUUGCCCUAAAUCAAGCCAAGAAUAGAACCCCCUCCAGUCCUCUGUCCACUACCCCACGCUGUCUUACAAGGGAACCAUUUCCACAGUUUGAUCCAGGACGGCUCUGUGGCUUUGGACCUUCCACUGCCAUCACAGACGGGGGAGGCUGCUUCUGUCUCCGUCGCCUCCAGGGCCCCAGCUGCCCGGGACAUGCCUUCGGGAUGCAACCGGAGGUGCAUGGUGACUAGUUGCAGCAAUAAAUUCUCAGUAAUUGCAACAGGCUUUUCCCACAGCUUACAGCCCGGAGGCUUUUAAUGAUAAAGCCUCAGGUUUGACUUUUCACCUGAGACAGCCGAGAUUGGUUUUACACUCUUGUACCCCCAGACUCCUCCUGUGGCCUAUCGUGGUGUUCCACCACUCUCCACCCUUCCCCAAGAACUCCUUGUCCCCGCUCCGGAGAGCCUUGUCCUGGCUGCAUCCUCCCAGAUGACUGUAGCACUCUAGGGGCUGCUUCUCUUCCUGCAGCACAAAAAGUUAUGGGGCCCCCGACCCGUUGAGGACUAUGGCCAGGAGUCCAGAUGCUGCGUUCCCUGCUGGCCGCUGCUCCAUGGUGAAGGCUGCAGUCUGCUCUGGGUCUGCAUCUCAAGGGUGGUGAUGCUCUUUAAGGGCCCAGCACUAGUUACUAAGCUGCAGCAGGUUUGUUUCUGGCUGGCAGAGAUGAUGCCAUUGAAAGGAGCCGCGUGACUCCCCCGGCCCCACCAUGCCCUUUUCCGACUUUGUCUUAGCGCUGAAGGACAAUCCCUACUUCGGGGCUGGCUUUGGCCUGGUAGGGGUGGGCACGGCUCUGGCUUUGGCCCGGAAGGGGGCCCAGUUUGGGGCGGUUGCUUUUCGCCGACACUACAUGAUCACCCUGGAGGUGCCCAGCAAGGACAAGAGCUACCAGUGGCUGCUGAGUUGGAUCUCGCACUAUGCCAAGCACACUCAGCACCUGAGCGUGGAGACCUCGUACCUGCAACACGAGAGCGGGCGCAUCAGCACCAAGUUCGACUUUAUCCCCAGCCCUGGGAACCACUUCAUCUGGUAUCAGAGGAAGUGGAUCCGCAUCGAGCGGAACCGAGAGAAGCAAAUGAUCGACCUGCACACGGGGACCCCCUGGGAGUCAGUGACGUUCACAGCCCUGGGCACCAAGCGGGAGAUCUUCUUCAGCAUCCUCCAGGAAGCCAGGGAACUGGCUCUGAGGCAGCAGGAGGGGAAGACAGUCAUGUACACGGCCAUGGGUGCCGAAUGGCGGCCGUUUGGCUUCCCACGCCGCCGUCGGCCGCUCGCCUCCGUGGUGCUGGAGAAGGGGAUCUCGGAGAAGAUCGUGCAGGACGUAAAGGAGUUCAUCGAGAACCCCAAGUGGUACAGUGAGAGAGGAAUCCCGUACAGGAGGGGCUAUUUGCUUUACGGGCCCCCGGGCUGUGGGAAAAGCAGCUUCAUCACGGCCCUGGCCGGAGAGCUGGAGUAUGGCAUCUGCCUGCUGAGUCUGAGCGACCGCAGCCUCUCCGAUGACCGCCUCAACCACCUCCUCAGCGUGGCGCCGCAGCAGAGCAUCAUCCUCCUGGAGGACGUGGACGCGGCCUUCGUCAGCCGGGACCUCGCUGUGGAGAACCCAACUGCCUACCAGGGCAUGGGACGGCUGACCUUCAGCGGCCUCCUCAACGCGCUGGAUGGCGUCGCGUCCACGGAGGCCAGGAUCGUCUUCAUGACCACCAACCAUGUGGACAGGUUGGACCCAGCCCUGGUACGCCCUGGCCGGGUGGAUCUGAAGCAGUACGUGGGACCCUGCUCCCGCUGGCAGAUUUCCCGCAUGUUCCAGCGCUUCUACCCAGACCAGCCGGCGGCUGCCGGGGACAAGUUUGCAGAGCAGGCCCUGCGCGUCUCCGAACAGAUCAGCGCCGCCCAGGUGCAGGGCCACCUCAUGCUGUAUAAAGCAGAUCCAGCCGGGGCCAUUGAAAACGUGCAGUCGAUUUCCCUGUGAGCGAGGGCGGGUGCUCUCAAAGGGGAGGGGCUUGCGGCGCCAUUCCUGGGAGUGACUCAUGGAGGACGUGAUAACCGUGAGGAAGCUGCUUUGUGACAGUCCCAGGGAGCCGAUCGCUCUCUGUUUCGCUACCUCAACGAGGCCUUGGGUUUCUAUUAAAAUAUAAAAAGAACUAGGA
Molecule: messenger RNA, 2997 nt
Organism: Trachemys scripta elegans
Lineage: Eukaryota; Metazoa; Chordata; Testudines; Emydidae
Gene: BCS1L
Product: mitochondrial chaperone BCS1
Exons: 8
Coding region: 1560-2819 (419 amino acids)
Biological process (GO): mitochondrial respiratory chain complex III assembly; protein insertion into mitochondrial inner membrane from matrix
Cellular component (GO): mitochondrial inner membrane
Molecular function (GO): ATP hydrolysis activity; ATP binding
Source: RefSeq, a predicted model, not a curated record